GAAUGUUGUCUUGGCAUGGUUAUGUAGAUGAACUUUUAUGUUACAGUUCUCACCUAAUAAUUACUUCUGAAUUGUGGAUUUGUACCAAAUGUGUUGACGCCUUUGAGACUGAAGGGUAUUAUUGUUUUCUGAAUAGCCGUUUUGACUUCCUGGCUUCUUUUGAACCUUGCCAAACAAACUGUGCAGCCAUUUUAUUUUGUAAAUGGUGUUGUCGUGAGGGGUUUAUAAGAGCUAUAGCAAAAGGACAGUGCGAUGUAAAUAUACUCCUAAAGAGGUGCUCUUGGUCUAUGCCAUUGUGAAGGCAACCUGUGGGUAGUAGAACACUUGGGAUCUGCUAAAGAUGGAGUUUUCCCAAACUAUGCAAUCUUUCUUUUUGUUCAUGGAGUCUGAGCACAUUGGCUAGGUCAGCAUUUAUUGACCAUCCCUACUUGCCCAUUAGGUGGUGGGGAGCUGCUGUUUUGCACUAUUGCAGAUCAUGAGGUUUAGAGCAUCCUUGGGGCCAUUAAGGAAUUCCAGGAUUUUAAUUUGGUGGCAGUGAAGUAACAGUGCUCUAGUUCCAAGGUUGGAUGGGCUGUGGCUUAGAGGGGAACUUGCAGGUUUCUGUGUACUUGCAGCCCUUGUUUCUCUUAGUGGUAAAGGUCAUGGGUUUGGAAGAUACUGCCUAAGGAACCGGAGUGUUAUUGCAGUACACUUUUUGUAGACGGUAUGCACUGCUGUUGCUGUACAUCAAUGGUGGGGUGAGUGCAUGUUGAAGGAAGUAGAUGGGAUGCCAGUCAAGUGGAGCUACUUUGUCUGAGAUGGCGUCAAGCUGUUUGAGUAUUGGAGCCACACUCAUCCAGGAAACUGGGGAGUGUUCCAUCAUGCUCCUGUUCCAUAAUAGCCUUGCGUUUAUGGAUAGAGAAUGAAGCAAAAAGCACAGUAGGAGAAUUUGUAACAGUGUACAGAGAUAGCUUGGUAAGUUUGAAAAUAAAACAGUCUUUGUGGAGAGGAAGAUCAUGGCUUAAUGUAGACUUGACUAAGUUUGGUGAGCUAACCAGGAAUGGGUUGAUGUAUGUAGAAUCCCUAGAUGGCUGGUAUUAGUUAAGAAAAUGGCCUUAAUGUGGUGCCUGUAAUGACUGUAAAUUGCCCAGCAAGCGUGGCUGCACUUGUAAUGCAAGGAAAGGCAUCUGGCAUUUAUUCACACAAACCCCACAAAAGUGAUAAUGUUCAAAUUUUUUUUGGCAUGUUGGAUUUAAUGGCUAAAUAUUUGGACAGAGGGUCAGGGAGUGAUAAUAACUGCUUGGGGAAAAAGUGGGGAUGGGCUCUUUCAGGAGUUACUGAGAAGGCAGCGAUGGGGCUUGGUUUCAUGUGAUUAAAAACACAGAUCUACAUUGGAUGUGAAUGUAGAAAGUAUAAUUAUUGAAUGUGCAGAUGACCUGGAAAUCUGUUGUCAUUAGUGAGGAGGAUGGUCUCGGACUAGUCUAUUAUUGAUCAGCUGGUGAGUUGGGCAGAGCAAUGGCAGAUGGAAUUUUAAUCCCACUAAAUAUGAGGUGAUGCAUUUUGGGAGGCCUAAUAAGGGAGCAACAGAAAACAAAGUUGCUGGAAAAGCUCAGCAGGUCUGGCAGCAUCUGUGAAGUAAAAAGAGUUAAUGUUUCUGUAAUGUUCAAUUGAGAGAUAUAGGGAAAAAAAUUCAUGUUCUGUCUAUGUCGGACAUGUGUAAGACCAGAGAGCAUACGUUGAAGGUGAGAGUGAGUGUAUAAGAGCAGAUCUGAAAAGAGCCAUCCGUGCUAUGGUGGAAAUUUGGAACGUGCUGCCCGAGAAGGUGGUGGAGACAGAUAAUCAUAAUAUUUAAGUAUCUGGAUGAGCACUUAAUAUGCCAGAGCAUUGUAAACUAUAGACCAAGGGCAGGUAACUGGGAAUAGUGCAGACUGGUGGUAGGAGAUAAUGGGAACUCUGAUGGGUCUCGCCCCAAAAUGUCAGCUUUUGUGCUCCUGAGCUGCUGCUUGGCCUGCUGCAUUCAUCCAGCUUCACACUUUGUUAUCUUGGUGGAGAUUGGUAUUUGGUUGGCAUUGACAUGGUGUGCUGAAGGGCCUGUUUCUAUGCUAUAUGAUUCUGACAGUCUCUGAUAAAUGGUACUACUGAGAGUGCGGCAUUGCCUCCACUGCACUGGAACGUCAACUCUGCAGGUCUAGAGCACAGAAGUCAGUGCGGUCUUGAAUGUACUGUAUUCUGACUCUGGCAAGCUUGCAACUAACAGAGCCAUAGCUGAAACAUCUCAAGGAGUGGAAAAUGUGGUGAACUAAUUCCGGAGUUGACCACUUAGUUAACCGCUUUCCCCUACCUCACCGUUGUGGCAAAGUUAACAGCCACAUCCCAGUAUCUCGGGAAAUCUUUUGAUUCAUGGGUAUUCAAAGAACACUUUGUUUUUGUUUCGAGUUUGGUAGAGUUUACUUUUGUAAUUGAAUUGUCUGCAGUUUGCAGUUCGUUCUUGUCUUCAUGUGUAUGUGUGUGUUGCAGUCGAACCAAGUUUUUUCCCUUCCGUGGCACAAAUGUUUGUUUUUCUGGGAUACCAUUGUUUGAGUGUAGGCAGUUGUCUGAAACCUUGUGUUUUUGCUCAUGACUGUGCAUGCUGAGUGAGUGAAUGUUGGAAAGCUGUUUAACUUUGGAAAGUUAAGCCCAGUUAUAGCUUUCUUUGCAGCCAAGGCAGGCAGCCAUUUUCAAAAAGCAUUUCAGCAUUGGAAGGCAGGAGGUCAGCAAUUGGGAAUAUUUUCACUAAACAUUAGCAAUCCUAAACCAAAGAACAGUAGAUAAUGAUUUAUUGCGAAUUUGUUCUUGCUAUGUUUGCUGUCUCACGUUUGCACUGCCAGUGACUGCAGGAACUUGAUUGUAUGUGCUGACUCCUUGCUUUCUUCCUUGUCAUGGGGUAAUGGGCACAGUGUGAUCAAGUGGCUCUUGUAAAGGAAUAUCUGGAUUACAACACAGUCUGCACUUGUCUACAGCCACUUCGUUUCUGACCUCUUAUAGCUAAACAUGAAUGAAAUAGCUGAACUGCACAGCUCCCCACAGGCAGCUACGUGUCCAGAAUGAUGACGACCGACAUGGUUGACAACCACCGAGAGAGCUGGGAUUCUCUUAUCUGUGCCAUGGAGAAGUACCGGAAGCAAACUGGCAAUGAUGUUGUCCUCCUCACAGCUUAUCGGCCCAAGCUGCAGUCAAACCUUGCCUAUGCAGUUCAUGGCACAGGGGCCCUCACAGACGCCAUAAAGCAGUACUUAGAUGACAUUGCAGUUUUCCACAAGACCUCUGCUUACACCAACAGCGUGAUCCCAGUGCCCAACAGUGAGAAAGCUGCAGGGCAGGACGCACAUGCCUCUGAGGAUGCUUUCUCCAAGAGCUAUCCGUCCAUUUAUGGCAAGAGUGGUUUUACGACUGGCAAUCAGGGUCUGGUCAGUCCAGGGCCAGUGGCCACAAAUGGCCCUGAGGCAGCAGAAACCGAAGAGAGGUCGGCUUCUGUAUCAGAGAGAGAAGUGGACCGAUGUAGCUUAAACGAUACUUCAGCCAUGUUCACAAUGGAUGAGGAAUCAAACAGUCAGGACUGUGAGCCCUUCUUUGAAUCUGACCUUGAUGGAGAAAGCACAGAUGAUGGCAGUCUGAGUGAGGAACUUCCUGUUCGUUCACAAACGUUGCCACAAGCAAGGCAUCACCAGUAUGCCAAGUCCCUGCCUGUGUCUGUGCCCAUAUGGGGAUUCAAAGAUCUGAAGCCAAAGAAGCUUGCUGAUGGAGAAAAUGAAGGAAGGUUGCCUUCCCCAGAUUUGGACAAGAUUGCUGCUAGCAUGAGGGCCUUGGCCAUGAGUGUGACAGACGGCACUGAAAUGUUUGGUGACCUGCCUCGUCCUCGACUCAACACCGGUGACUUUCAGAAGCCCUAUCGGAAGUACUAAAGCACUUUUUGCCGCUGCGACUUAUUCUACCCUUCUCUUCUUCCCCCCCCACCCCCAUCCCCACCCCCACCCUUCUCCCUCUGUUCUACACCCUACCCUGUCAAGCACAACACUACAGGAACCCUUCUGCAAGGAAAGCUGUUUACUGGCCCAGGGCCAUCCCAUGGGCCAGCUGCUUCAUGUAGCAUUAAGGUUACAUAUAACAAAAGACUGGUUCAGAAGUUGAUUCAGUAACUUUUCAAAGAUGAAGAAAGCAAGAAACUUUAUAGUAUAUUUUUCUGGCAAAACAUUGUGUGUAGCAGAGUGCCCCAGAAUCCACUUUUAAUGUUCCAACUUGUCCUUGUGUCGUUCUCCUCCUUCCAGCAUGCUUUGUUUUUUGUUUUAAAACAAGCUAACUGAGCCCUUUCAUUAUAUUCAGACAAGAGCAUGGUUCAGAUAAUCCUCUCUCUCUCUCUCUCUCUCUCGCACACACAUUCAGAUUGAGAGAUGAGCUGACACUAAUCUUCUCAUAAAAGAUCAUUAUCUAAAUCUGGUGUCUUGGCCAAUCUGCUUUUGUUUUAAUCUUGUGUUUUUUUUUAAAAGAGAAUGAGCAUGAAACAUAUGUUAAUUUUUAUUGCAAAUCAGUACAAAGGGGCUACAAGAUUAAUUUUAGUGAGGUUGGCCUGUUGCUGUUACAUGGCAAAUGAGCAGGUUCAGUUUGCUGUCACUCGUUAAUGCUGAAGGGCUGCUGGAUACUCCAUGUUUAUUCAAGUAAUUGGGCUAAUAAGAGUCCAGGUGCUUCAGCAAAUGUCCUGGUCUAUUAACUCCAGUACUUUGCAUCCCUGAGCAACUUUGUCAUGAGAAUGUUUAGUUCAAAAACAGAUUUGCUACUUGAUGCCAAACACUGGCUGUAAUUCAGUUUGAGGUGAUUAACUUGAACUUGUUUAGAAUCCUCCUUUCUCUUGUGCCACCUUAGGAACCAAAUACUGAUUGUUGGCUUUUCAGAAUCUCCUACAGUGCUGCAGUGCCCAUCCCACUGGCCCCUUCUGUCAUUGUCAUGUUCACUUAAAGGAUUGAUCUGAGGAUUGACUUGCAAUCCAUGCAAGUAUGAGUUGGUUUUCUUUUUGAGCUGGUUUUGUUGCCUGAUUGCAUGCUCUGGCUUUUAUCUCUCUCUCUACCUACCUCAGCCUAUAGAUCAAGUUUGGACAUCAGUAAUUUUUCCCCACCUGCUUCAUUACAGAAGCAUUAUAAUGCUUUCCUUUCACUGAUUACAAGAAGCAGUUGAACUUGUCAAAGGCAAGGCAGCUGCUAAUUCCCCAAAGACAGCCAUUGUGUCAUCUGUCUUGGAGUUUUACGGUCAGAUUUGUCUUUGCUGAAUCCACUCGCUUGUUGUUCUAUUGACAUUUGCCCCAGGGAUCCUAAACUUGCAAAACCAGACUGCUCUUAGCUGUCACUGAGAAGCGUUGGAUGAAUGUUGAAUGUGUCUCCUUCGUUAAAUACCCUUUUUGUUUAGACUGUGUUUUAUAGAUACAUGGACAGAGAAAUAUCUCUUUAGAGAUCAGCUUCCAUCAAUGUUCCAAACUGUUCGGCAUAUGACAAAGGUGGAUUGCUUGUGUUCCUCACUGAGGUUGAAAUCAAAAUGUACAGAAGCUGAUUCUCACUCUAAGGUCAGCAGUUUCUGGUCAGUCCCACUGAUUGGAACUCUCUCCUACUCCCACUGCCCAAGGUAGGCCUUUUGUGAAUUAGUUCUCAGGUACAGUGGGAAUUGGAGUGGGUGUGCAACGGGGCUCCACCCUGCCAGUUUACUGUGUAGGUAAGCUGUAAAUCAUUAACCCCUGCCACCCCCCUCCCUUGUUCCCCACCAACGACCACCAAGCAGUAUCUCCAUAGACUGUUUAUCUUUUGAGCAAUUGUUACUUCACUUAAAUGCAAUUCUGUUAUACUUGAACACAGCCCAGGAGAUGACUGCAAACUCCUGUGACCAAGCCUGACCCUGGCCUUGGCACUUUUAUCCCAGCUCAGUCCUCAGCAGUGGAGGAGGGAAAACACCCCAGAAGCAAGUCUCCCUAUAUGGGCUGUACUUAGCAUUCUGUCUGGGUUUUUGGAUGUUUUGUUUGGUUUUUUUGGAAGCGUGUUCUUUGGAACUGCAGGAAUGACCCAGCCACACUGUCAACACUACAAUGAGCAAAUUGGAGGGUGUGAGCUUCUGUGCAAUACAGUGACCCAAUUGCAAUACUUUUGCUUUAAUUACAUUCCCAGAUCCUCAUUCGUGGCCACUUCAGAGUAGCAGGUGUAGCUAACUGUUUUUUGCUCCGUGUCUACUACCUUCCUCCUGAAUUAGGUGUAACACCACUAUCAGCCUUCCCUCUUGUAGCUUUCCAGCAUCUGUUGUGUAACUGGCUAACCCUUGUACUUUCUCUGAGAUGCAUGGAUUUUCAAAUACCCUUUAGUUCACUUGCACACCCCUUAGCCUGAUUGGCUGCAUGUCUUCACACUUAACAAUUCUCCCAUACGAGAAGUGUUUCUAUAGAGCUCCUGUAAUGUUGCAUUCCACUGCUGGGGCAUAAUUACUGAGUUAACCCUCCCUUUGCUGCAAUUAGUCAUGCUAACGUCUGCCAUGUUGUGAAUUUGACUUUGGACGUCUGGGCUAUUUUGGUUGUGAAUUUUUCAUUUCAUAGAAGCCCAGACUUGCUAAUUCGGUAUCUGAGGGUAGAGUGUAGAACCUAAUGACCAGAAAAUGUUUCUUCUGAUCGUUUCCAAAUCUCAACUCAAGCUAUUGAGUGCUCCCCUCUCAAAGAGUGUAGGUUGCAUUGACACUAGCCUGAGAGGUGUUGGAGUGAGUCUUGGUUGGAAAUCUAGGGCUGUAGCCUGAUCUUACAGAACGGCUCCAAUUCAAGUAUAAGAUAAAUCACAACUCCAGUCCAAUUUAGCAGAGUAAACUGGUUCCCUAAUUCAGCACUUGUGCUCAGUCUAGUCCUUUUGUAGCUGGAGCUAUGACUGUUAUUUGCUCUGCACAGUUAUUCCUCCAGUGCCUGCAGCGACUGGAUCCUAGAUCUCUCAGCAUUGCUUAAUUUUUAACACUAAUUAGUUGGAUUAGCAUGUCUCUCUUUUGGAAAGAGAAUUUGGAUUCCUUCACUGGGAGGGAAUAUCUAUCUCUUCUUGAGUUGUGGGUAAUGCACUGCCAUACUGAGCAGCUCCCUGCUGAUCUGAGGUUUUGAGCAUGUUGGUAUCUUCCACCAAUGGUUCAGUCUAAAUACAUAGAGUUUGUGUAAUCCAUUAUCAGCAGCUCUCAUUUGCAUUCAGUUUGAUGCAAGUUUUGGGUUUGAAGGCAGAGGCAGUGUCAUUUCUGCUGGGUGUAGCUGACCAGGGCCUGAUGUUUUUGGGUAUGGCUGAGUAGGCUGACCUGCUGAGAUGGUAUGUGUGAAGAACUGAUGUUUUAAUCCAGUUUUAAAUGGAAAUGAAGUGAUAUGAGUGAAAUUGCAAUGUGUGAUUGACCGUCUCUCUGUUUUGUGUUGGGCGUUUCAUGAAGAGUGCUGGUGACCCCUCCCCUUUCCACACUGGGAACUUGAAGGGCAGGAGAGGAACCUAGACAUUUUAAAAAUUGUCUGUUGCUUGGCUAUUGGCUCAAGUUGCUGCCUGACUUUGAUCAAGAUGGAUUUCCUUCAAAGCUGUUUGUUGCUGGGAAUGGUGAUGAAUCUACCCAUUUGUCAGUGGGGCAUAAUAUCUUUCAGCUUAUCUACAAUUAAAAUCUACUGUUUUGUGCAGAGUUAGUGCAACAUUAAUCCUUCCAUUCCUCAGUCUGCAACUGUCUAUUUUUCUCUCUUUCUGAGCUCCCACUUGAAUCUUCUGGCUAAUGGAGGCUUCUGUCUUUUGAGAACAGUUUCCAAAAUGUACUGUUGUCUCUUUUGUAAUGCUGAAGAACAGUGACCACCCCCUCCACCCUGCCCCUUUUCACUAGUGAGGCAAGGAGGUCCUUGGUGCCUUUGCUCAUAGUAGCAACUGGCUGGAUCUAACUGUAAAGGAGGAGCUGGAGUACAUUUGCUUUGUGCUUGGAAUGGUUUGAGAUAUCUUAAGUUGUGUAAACGGAGUGGUUGGAGUGAUGAGAGAGACUGAACAGUCAGAAUCAGGCCAGUUGGCUGCAGUUACUGUGUAGAUGUUUGUUUCUGGGUGCUGUUUGGGUGCAGCACCCCAUGUGUCAUCAGCAGACACCUGCAUAAUCCAGCUAAAUUAUCACUUUUUUUUCUGGCUUCCAAAGGACCUUUUUUAAGAGAGCUUUCUGCCAGUAUUUGGUCUUUUGAUGCUCAUCUGCAUGAAAAAAUUAGAUUUAACUCUGUCUCCUCUGUGUGUUCUCUUGUAACUCCCAGUGUUGACUCUUGAUUCCUCCCCCCUGCCUUGUGAGAGUUGUACUUUGAGGGAAUUGUCAAAGUGGUUAAUGAUCUCUUGAGGAAUGAAAACAGAUAGGAAGCUGGAAGAGGGUUAUCACUUCUGUGCUCUACCAGUAUAGUUUGUGAAUCACUCCAACUUUUGAAUCCCUAUAAUUAAUGCAACCAUCCUUUAUAUGCAUUAUAUAGUAAAAAUUAAAUUUGGCUUCAGUUGUGAUGUCAGUGGAUUGACAAUGUUGUGUUGCAGUUUUUUUAAAAAGGCAUCAGAUGUGAAGACUACAGAUGGGGGUUGUCUGCACUGGAGUAUUAACCCAGCGAGUGAACCUUUACUUCUGUUGCUGUCUGUGCUUCUAGCACGUUGUUUCAUUUUAAACUGCCCAAUGUUAUUUUUCUUUAAUGUGCUGUUUCUGGCGAGUAUUUGGGUGAGCAAGGUAUGUGCAAUCAUUGAAGCUCUUCACAAUCUGUUCUGAUUGUGUAUCCCUGACCCAACAUGUGAAGGACUCUACCCAGUGUGAGAAAUAACUACCCGUUUUAAGAUUCACUGUCAAAAACUGCUUGUUGAGGUGGGCUAAGCUCCAGUUUCUAGUUACAGUUCCACUUUUGCCUUUUCUCCAAUACCUGUCCAAGGCACUCCUGUUUCUUCAGAGAGGAAAGAAGACUGCAAAUGAUACUUCAGUUUGUGUUGAUGGGCUGGAGUAUUGAAAUGAGAGAGAGAGAGAGAGAGAGGUGGUUGUUGGGGUGGGGGGAGGGGGCAGAGGAGUGUGUGUGCAUGCAAGGAAUGAACUAUUUCUGGUAUAUCUGAAUCUUCAAAAGAUUUUAAGCAACCAUGUUGCUUCUUGGGAUGUUUAACAAACUGUAGACAAUCACUGCUGGAGAUGUGAACAAAAUGAUGAGAAACUGACAAAAGGAUGCAACUAUUCUCAUUUUCUAAGAAUAAAGUUGUUAUUACAAAUGUGG
Molecule: messenger RNA, 9238 nt
Organism: Stegostoma tigrinum
Lineage: Eukaryota; Metazoa; Chordata; Chondrichthyes; Orectolobiformes; Stegostomatidae
Gene: akt1s1
Product: AKT1 substrate 1 (proline-rich)
Exons: 5
Coding region: 3063-3920 (285 amino acids)
Biological process (GO): negative regulation of protein kinase activity; neurotrophin TRK receptor signaling pathway; negative regulation of TOR signaling
Cellular component (GO): cytoplasm
Source: RefSeq, a predicted model, not a curated record